Molecule: messenger RNA, 721 nt
Organism: Dermatophagoides farinae (American house dust mite)
Lineage: Eukaryota; Metazoa; Arthropoda; Arachnida; Sarcoptiformes; Pyroglyphidae
Source: RefSeq, a predicted model, not a curated record
AUGGUUCAAAAUGGUGUUGAAUUAUCCAAUACUGGACGAUCGACAAUUGAAAAUAAAGAUAUUUUCUCUUUUUUUACAUUGAGAAAUAUCGAUUCCAAUGAUGUGGGAAAUUAUUCCUGUGUUGUUACCAAUAAAUUCGGAUUCGAUAAACUUUGGAUUCAACUAACGGUUACAGACAUUGUUUCUGAGAUAAUAAUUUUAUUAACGGUGAUUUUUUCAACUUUUUACUUUCAUUCAAUUGAUGCUGCCAAACCAAUUUUGAAUAAAUUUCCUGCAUCUGAAAUUAAUCUUUCCAUUAAUUCAUCAUACAUAUUACCAUGUUCCAUUUCAUCAGGAUCGACAUCAAUAUUUUUUGAAUGGUACAAAGAUGAUCAUAAGAAAUUAUCUUCGACUGAAUAUAAAAUUGUUAUUUAUGAUACAAUGUCAUCGAUUGUAUUCAAACGUCUUAAUUCAAAUGAUGAUACCGGAACCUAUACAUGUAAUGCCAGGAAUGUUCAUGGUACUGAUUCGAUUACAACAAAACUUGUCAUACAAGAUGCACCUCGAAUUUCUAAAUUGUUUUCAACAGAAUUGAAUCAAUCUGAAGGAUCAGUAUUGAAUAUUCCAUUUUCGGUUAUCAGUGGUUGAACACCACUAUCGUUCAAAUGGUUUAAAAAUGAACAAGAAUUACUUAGACAUAGAAAUCCGGAAUUAUCAUAUCAGAUUAAAACAGAUAAUUUUC